Molecule: messenger RNA, 923 nt
Organism: Trachymyrmex cornetzi
Lineage: Eukaryota; Metazoa; Arthropoda; Insecta; Hymenoptera; Formicidae
Gene: CPR19
Product: cuticular protein 19
Exons: 3
Coding region: 32-853 (273 amino acids)
Cellular component (GO): chitin-based extracellular matrix
Molecular function (GO): structural constituent of chitin-based larval cuticle
Source: RefSeq, a predicted model, not a curated record
CCGCUGCAUAAGAAUCCAUUAUUUCCUCAACAUGAGUCCUGUAGUCAUUAUUUUGUUGGGUGUCGUCAUCGGUGUCUCCUGCCAAGAACCUCAUUACCAAUCGCCGCAUCAAGCGGCGAUUUUAAGCGACGCGCGUUAUCUCGCAGGUGAUGGCACAUUCGGUGCUGCCUACUCUCAAGAAGACGGAGUGGAAUUUAAGGAGGAAAGCGACAUAGAAGGUAAUCGACGUGGAUCAUACUCAUACAUCGACCCAACCGGGCAAAGACGCACCGUCACUUAUACAGCGGGAAAGAACGGAUUCCAAGCGACCGGAGAUCACAUUCCUAGUGCACCCCCGCAAGUGCCACCGCAGCCGGAGUACGAACCGUUGGCGCAAUAUAAUCCGUCGGAUUACCAGCCUCCGAGUUACGCACCGCCAUCCCCUCAACAAUAUCCACGGCGCUAUCAAUCGGAUUACGAGCCGCAAUCUGUUGUUUAUCAACCGCGGUCUCAAUCGCCACCUCCUCAGCAGUAUCCGCGGCGUUAUCAACCGGAUUACGAGCUACAACCUGUCGUUUAUCAACCGCAGCCUCAACCGCAGCCUCAACCACAGCCUCAACCGCGGCUUCAACCGCAGUACCAGCCGCAGCCGCCACCUCGCUAUCAUUAUCCUUCGGAGUUGCAAGGUAUACCCUCGUAUGCGCCACCGAGGCCACACUAUCAAUCCCAACUUCGCCCCGCACCACAAUAUAACGUGAUAACGACACCGGCCUCGGCGCCGGCGCCGGCGGCGUCCAGGAAUUUUUAUCCGCCGGGAAAGCUCAGCUUCAAUCGGACCCCCGACGGCUUCUCUUAUAUGUUCAGCAAAAGUUGAGUGGCACGUGAGUUAUGUGAUAUGAGAAGCGAUAACAAAUCUGAGAUAAGAUUAAUUAAUUAAUUUAACA